Messenger RNA from Etheostoma cragini (Arkansas darter), 798 nucleotides. It is a transcript of the gene pyya, whose product is annotated as peptide YYa. Lineage: Eukaryota; Metazoa; Chordata; Actinopteri; Perciformes; Percidae. The record is from RefSeq and is a predicted model, not a curated record. Gene Ontology annotation, biological process: feeding behavior; neuropeptide signaling pathway. The transcript has 4 exons. The coding region runs from base 141 to 434 and encodes 97 amino acids. Gene Ontology annotation, molecular function: neuropeptide hormone activity; neuropeptide Y receptor binding. Gene Ontology annotation, cellular component: extracellular region.
UAGACUAUAUAAAUCAGCUGUGUCGGAGUUUGAAAGCAAAGGUGCAGCAACUUGCAGAGACACAUCUGAUCUGACAACAGAGAAGAAUAAACCACCGUGAGAGAAACACUCCCACCUGCUGCCUUCAAAGUCUUCUCAAAAUGGCCGUGAUGCUGAAGCCGUGGACCAUGCUGGUGGCCGUAGUGCUGUGUGUGCUGGUGUGUCUGGGGACACUCGCAGACGCCUACCCUCCCAAACCCGAGAACCCCGGGGAGGAUGCCCCCCCAGAAGAGCUGGCCAAGUACUACACCGCCCUGAGACACUACAUCAAUCUGAUCACCAGGCAGAGGUAUGGAAAGCGUUCCACCCAGGAGGAUGUGGUUGCAGAGCUGCUGUUUGGUGGCGACAGCACCAGAGACCAGAGAUCAAGAUACGAUGACUCCUAUGUGUGGUGACUCCACCACCCCUCUCCCUCCUUGUCAUCUGGCAUUCCCUCUGGCUGCGUCCCACAAUGCAUCUGGAGGGGCCGACAUGUGCCUCUCAUCUCUCGACCCCUGAUCCUGACCCCAGCUGAACACAAGCGCUCUCUGUCUUUCUUGUAAUUGCCUCUCAUUUUUCUCAUUAGAACACAACUGUACAUAAUUUAUUAUUGAAAUUAAAAAAAUAAACAUAUAUAUAUACAGUAUAUGAGAUCAGAGCUACUAAUCAGAAGGUGGAAUUGUGUCUGUGUGUGUGCGUGUGUAUAAACGUCCCUCUAUCGUCCAACAUUGUAUAGAGGAGGAAAUUUGUGUUUUACUGUUGCUACUGUGAGACGUAACA